Molecule: messenger RNA, 2322 nt
Organism: Pseudozyma hubeiensis SY62
Lineage: Eukaryota; Fungi; Basidiomycota; Ustilaginomycetes; Ustilaginales; Ustilaginaceae
Exons: 1
Coding region: 1-2322 (773 amino acids)
Biological process (GO): spliceosomal complex assembly; mRNA splicing, via spliceosome
Cellular component (GO): post-mRNA release spliceosomal complex; precatalytic spliceosome; Prp19 complex
Molecular function (GO): protein binding
Source: RefSeq, a predicted model, not a curated record
AUGUCUCGCUCAGCACCCCGUAUCAAAAACCGCGCGCCCGCGCCCAUCCAAAUCUCCGCCGAACAACUCCUUCGCGAAGCUCAAGAACGUCAGGAAGCACCUGCCGCCGCCCCCGUCUCCAAAAUCGAAGACUAUGAAGAGCUCCAAGAGUACCGCGGGCGGCGCCGCGCCGACUUUGAGGAUCGCCUGCGUCGAAACCUGGGCAACAUGUCCAUGUGGAUCAAGUACGCCGAAUGGGAAGCGAGUCAAGGUGAAAUGGACCGUUGCCGUUCCGUCUACGAGCGGGCCUUGGAUGUCGAGCCUCAUUAUCUGCCGCUAUGGCUGAGGUAUACGGAGCAGGAGUUGAAGAUGCGAAACGUUCAACAUGCGAGGAAUCUCUACGACAGGGCGGUCAGCAUACUGCCGAGGAUCGAUCAGCUUUGGUACAAGUACGUGCAUCUGGAGGAGUUGCUGGGGAACGUGGCGGGGACGAGGCAGGUGUUUGAGAGGUGGAUGAAGUGGGAACCCGAAGAGAAGGCUUGGCAUGCGUACAUCAACCUCGAAGUGAGGUACGAUGAACCGGAUAGAGCGAGCGCGAUAUGGGAGAGGUGCGUAACAUGUCACCCUACACCAAAGCAGUGGAUUCGAUGGGCCAAGUUCGAGGAAGAUCGAGGCGACCUCGAGAAAGCAAGGACGGUGUUCCAGAUGGCACUCGAUUACAUCGGUGAGGACGAGGACGCGAUGGAAAAGGCACAAAGCGUCUUUACCGCCUUUGCAAAGAUGGAAACUCGCCUCAAAGAGUACGAGCGAGCAAGGGUCAUCUACAAGUACGCACUCGAGAGGCUGCCCAGGUCAAAAUCCGAAGGGAUCUACUCGAGCUAUACACGCUUCGAAAAGCAGUUCGGCUCCAUGAGCAGUGUCGAAGACACUGUCAUCGGCAAACGACGCAUCCAGUACGAAGAAGAAUUGGCAGCCCAAGCCGGCGAUCCUGCAGACUACGACACCUGGUUCGACUACUCGCGUCUCGAAGAAGACGCCCACCGCGCACUCGCCACCUCGGGCGCAUCACAGGAUCAGCUCGACCAAUCCACCAAACGUGUGCGCGAAGUGUACGAACGGGCCAUCGCCCAAGUCCCCGCCUCCCAAGAGAAACGCGACUGGCGACGGUACAUCUUCCUCUGGCUGCGCUACGCCCUGUUCGAAGAAAUCGAUACCCACGACUACGACCGCACACGCGAGAUCUACAAGGCCGCCAUCGCCAUCGUUCCACACCGUCGCUUCACAUUCGCCAAACUCUGGAUUCAGUACGCGCGCUUCGAAGUGCGUCGUCUCGACCUUACCACCGCACGCAAGAUCUUCGGCACAGCCAUCGGCAUGACUCCCAAGCUCAAACUCUUCACCAGCUACAUCGAGCUCGAACUGUCGCUCAAGGAGUUCGACCGUGCACGCAAGAUCUACGAAAAGGCGCUCGAAUGGGAUCCGACCAACUCGCAGACCUGGGUGCGUUUCGCCGAGCUGGAGAAGAACCUGUUCGAUACGGAUCGUGCACGGGCGCUGUUCGAGCUGGGUGUCGGGCAGGCGGAGCGAGGAGAGGAGGAGAGUGGAGGCUUGGAUAUGCCAGAGAUCGUGUGGAAGGCGUACAUCGAUUUCGAGUUCGAGGAGAGGGAGUGGGAGAGGGUCGACGCGCUGUACGAGAGGUUGUUGGACAAGAGCGGACAUGUCAAGGUGUGGAUCUCGUAUGCGCUGUCCAAGAUCAACCAGGCCGCAGCGAUCGAGGAGGAUGAAGACGAAGGCGAAGACGACGAUGACGACGAUGACGACGCAAAACCGUCACGAGAAUUGACGCAAGAAGAGCAGGAAAUACGACAGGAACGUCGUUCCGCCCUCGCCUCCGCCGCCCGCACCCUCUUCCAACGAGCCUACGACGACCUCAAAUCGCGCUCGCUCAAAGACGAACGCGUCACCCUCCUCGAAUCCUGGAAAGCCUUUGAACGCCAGCACGGGUCGGCAGAAACGCUCUCCCACGUCGAAGCCAAGUUCCCACGCGUCGUCAAGAAGCGCAAGCAGCUCGAGCAAGGUGACGAUGGAGCCAUGGAGGAGUACUACGACCUCAUCUUUCCGGAUGACGAGGAGAAGGGCAAGGGUGCGUUCAAGCUGUUGCAGAUGGCUCAUGCUUGGAGGGCGGCGCAGGCGGCAAAGGAAGAACAACAGCUGCCGGAACCGACGGAGGACGUGGGAAGAGAUGUCAGUGCAGACGAGGAAGAGGAUGAGGAGAGAUUGCCCAUCGACAUGGACGACGAUGACGACGAGGAAGAUCCGCACGCCAGCGACGAAGAUUCUUGA